Messenger RNA from Cryptococcus amylolentus CBS 6039, 591 nucleotides. RefSeq lists its product as hypothetical. NCBI's taxonomy places the organism in Eukaryota, Fungi, Basidiomycota, Tremellomycetes, Tremellales, Cryptococcaceae. The record is from RefSeq and is a predicted model, not a curated record. The transcript has 4 exons. Gene Ontology annotation, cellular component: mitochondrial matrix. Gene Ontology annotation, molecular function: metal ion binding; protein folding chaperone; protein-folding chaperone binding. Bases 60 to 377 code for a protein of 105 amino acids.
GGCAGCCCUCGCUUUUCCCCUCUUUCUCCUCACCACCACAAGUCCCCCGUAGAUUCAAAAUGGCCGCUACCUUCAAGAACAUCAAGGCUCUCCAGCCCCUUCUUGACCGAGUCUUGGUCCAGCGAUUCAAGGCCGACACUAAGACCGCCUCUGGUAUCUUCCUCCCCUCUGCCGCCACCCAAAACCCCCUUCCCGAGGCUACCGUCAUUGCCGUCGGCCCCGGUGCCGUCAACAAGGACGGUCAGCUUACCCCUACGUCUGUAAAGGUCGGAGACAAGGUGUUGUUGCCUGGGUGGGGCGGUAGCCCCAUCAAGGUCGGUGAGGAGGAGUACCACCUUUUCAAGGACGCCGAAAUCCUCGCCAAGAUCAACGAGUAACUUCAAAAGCGCACUAUCAGGUGUAUGCACCAACCUUUAAUCACUUUGCAUGGCUUGUUUAAUUUCUCUGGGCUUUGGGAUACCUCUGGGUGGGUAUCAUCCAUUUGGGCGAUGAAGGAGAUGGGGGCAGGGUUGAAAAGGUCGGGAUGACUUUGGUGGAGCAGGCCGAAGCGGUUGUCGACGUUCUGAUGCAUUACUCAUUCUUCACUCAGCG